AUGGAAGACAAACAGGAGACUCUUGAGACUCUUAAAGAAGCCUUGGUAGACCUUUACCUGAAAGUAAAGGUUCGCUCUAGUGAAGACAUCGAAAAAUACAACAGCGCCCAAAUGGAGCAAGAGAAGGAGGAGCAUAAGGAUACAACAGGAUUUAUGCUGGUUGAUCUUAUUAGGUCAAAUGUGGAAAUACUUUUAAAUAUUAAAUCUGAAGAGGAUAGUUUUUCUGACAACGAGAAGUCCUUGGCAUACCCAAACUUCUUCUCACAAGCAUCCUCGAUCCUCAGCUCUAAAUCCCAGGUGAAUACUGAAGGGUAUGAGAAAAUUAUUCGAAAACUUGAGUCAGAUGUAAGAAAUUUGAUUCGGUCUGAACAACAAAUGAAGGUUUACUGAGAAGGUCUUACGGACAAAUUAGGGUACAAAUAAAACAGAAUUUGAUGAGUUCAAAAUUGCGGUCAAGGAGAAACUCCAUCAAAUCAAAAAGGACAAAAAGACUACUGAAGAAUUACUAGCUCAAAAGGAAAAAGAAUUGAUAGAAGUUAAAUCUCAAAUUCUUCAGUAUGAAGAGAAGGCUCUCAAGCAUCAGCAAGACUUGCUGAGUUAUAAGAGAGAUACAGAGGCCAAGAUCUUGUUGCUCCAAACUAGGUAUAAUGAAGAACUAGCAAGGAUAAAUACAGAAAAAUAGAAAAGCAAUUCUUGAAAUUACAAAUAAGGUACAACAAGCUCAGGAUAAAUAGAGAACAAGUUGUUGAUGGUGAUAUGACUUUAAUGAAGAACAGCUUAAGCACUACUCAAGAAAUGACCCGCUCAUUCACAGUCCUCAGACAAGACACUGGAUCUACAGGAUCUAAAAUAAUUAGGCACAAAAGGCAGCACUCAGAUUCAUCUGGGAGGAAUGUAUCUCUUCGGAGCUUAAAAAGGAGUCUAUCUAGUACGAUUAGGACAUAUAAAAAUGCUACUCAGAAGCAACCUCCCAAAGGUAUGGGUAAUAAAAGUCAUCAUAAGAGUGCAUUGUCCUUGAACGCGUCUAAAAUAUCUGAAAGGAAUACAUCUAAAAAAAGAUUAAACACUAAAAUCUCCAAGAACAGUAUCGUACUAAAUCCAAAUACAAAAUCAUUGCAUUUGACUAAAACUAAAGGAGGCGACAUUGGCUUACACACUGAUCGGAAUUUAGCCACGGAGCUAGUCCCUCUGAAGGGAGGGAAGAUCAGGUAUCAUGCUCAGAAUUUCAAAAAACUCAAAUGAAAAAGUAAAAAUAUUAAGUAAAGAAAAGUUAAGA
Messenger RNA from Moneuplotes crassus, 1276 nucleotides. NCBI's taxonomy places the organism in Eukaryota, Ciliophora, Spirotrichea, Euplotida, Euplotidae. The record is from the annotation of a GenBank genome assembly.